AACUUUGUUUGUUAGUUUGUUUUUUAGUUGCAAAAACAGUUUCGUACCGCCGCAAAAACGAAUUUGACAUAAGAAAAUAAACGAAUUCCUGUUUUCAUCCUGUUUGCAUUAGGAUUCAAAAAUAGUAAAAUGAGUGAUUCGUGUGAUAUACCUGAAGAUUUUACUAUAAUAAAAGCGGAUUUUUCGAUUGUGUGUCGCUGCUGUUUAGCAACAGAAGGACUGACCCAGAUCUUCCGGACGAAUCAAAUAAUGGUUAAUGAACUAGCAGAACUGCUAGAACCCAGCUAUAUUCCUAUUGACCAAAAAGAUGGUUUGCCUAACUUUUUGUGUGAAAAGUGCACCGAGUGUUUACGAAAUUGGCAUUGUUUUCGAACAAAGUGCUUAGAGUCGUAUAGUUUUCUUGAGGGAUUGAAAAUGGAUUGUCAAAUAGAAGCCCUGGAAGAAGCAGAGGAACUCAUCGGCACCGAUAUUGUCGUACAGAAUGUCAAGUUCGAACAUAUAUACAUCGAAACGGGACAAACAGAAUGUGAUUAUCCGGAUGACUUGAGCGACAGAGUCGUUGAAGUAAAAGUAGAAAUGUUGCAGCCGACUCACGAUAAAGAAAUUGAAACAGAGCAAACAAACAAGCAUGAAGAGAGGGGUGGCCAGACCGCUAAGGCCAAAGAUAAAAAACGUUAUGACUAUCGCCGGCAAUGUCCAAUUUGUGGUCUGGUCCUUAGGAGGGGUCUCAAGGAACACUUGCUGGUGCAUAGCGAUCCAACAGGAAGACCGUUCAAAUGCGAACAAUGUGAUAAGACUUACUGUCGCAAAGAAAAUCUCCGUCAGCAUCAGGAGCGUGAACAUUUGAUGAUUCGCUAUCCUUGUGACGUAUGUGGUAAAAUUUUUAGCACUAAGGAUAUUCUAUCAGUCCAUAGAAAGUUGCAUAACUCUGAUGUUCAGUACCGGUGCGAUCAAUGCGAUCAAAUAUUUACUUCCAAUAAGUACCUGUAUAAACACAAGCAGAAACAUCUGGGAGUAAAAAAGUUUAUGUGUACUUUUUGUGGGAAAUCUUUCCUAGUAGGUGAAUAUCUUAAAGAACACUUGCGUGUUCAUACCGGAGAACGGCCCUUCAGUUGUAAAAUUUGCGCCAAGAAGUUUCGAACGAUGAAUCACUUGCGGCAGCAUGGUCGAACUCACCGAGCACCUCCAAACAACGAGAAUGUUGAGUCAGAGAAAACCGACAACAACAAAAUUGUGCCAAAUCCGAAACCAGCAGAUCAGUCUAAUAAACAAUAAAAGAUAUGAUUCAGAGUUGAUUUUGCAUCUUAGGUCACCACGGUGAACGGCAGAUUUACAAGCUUGUGUAAAUUGACAUGUUUAUACAUAUCCUAGCUUGCUGCAAUUAUAACACCUUGGGGACUAUGCUUCGCGGGGAAAUUAAUCGAUAAAACAGCACACUCUAGCAAAAUGCUGGAACCGAUCCACAUUGUCCAAGUG
Wyeomyia smithii (pitcher-plant mosquito) is the source of this 1476-nucleotide messenger RNA. Its product is annotated as oocyte zinc finger protein XlCOF8.4-like. NCBI's taxonomy places the organism in Eukaryota, Metazoa, Arthropoda, Insecta, Diptera, Culicidae. The record is from RefSeq and is a predicted model, not a curated record. Gene Ontology annotation, molecular function: zinc ion binding; chromatin insulator sequence binding. Gene Ontology annotation, biological process: regulation of transcription by RNA polymerase II. Bases 130 to 1275 code for a protein of 381 amino acids. The transcript has 2 exons. Gene Ontology annotation, cellular component: chromosome; nucleus.